AUGGUGAAGGUAUUUCGUUUUGACAACAAUCCAAAGCGAGAGAGGCGAAAGCGAGACUCGCCCUCGAAUGCAAGUUUCGAUGGCAUAAUACAGGCUAUUCGUCGCAUGAACUCGAAUGAUAAUGACAAUUCGAGUUCAGAAGGAGAAGCUUGCGUCACUCCUUCACCCUGCAGUUCAAGUAAUGAUGAUGAUGCAUCCUGCACAUCCAGAUUGGAUGAAGAGAAUGAACCAGUGAAUGCUGUGAUUGUCGCCGCUUCCGGUCACAGCAAGAGUAGAAACCUUCCCGAUUCGUUUCAACAUUGGGCACGCGCGGUGCAAGCCCUUGUCGCGUCCAAAGAGAUGGAAAUACUGUUGGAUUGCAGUCGCAAUGUAGCCUUUUCGGUGGCAUCCACCGGACGAGAUGCUGCAGUGUCGACAGGAAGCUUUGCAGUUCAUGUAGUGAAGCUUCCUGUUACAGUACCCUUACAUAUUGCAACCACUGCUACCAGCAUGGUUUGUGAUGCAACAGGGAACGUCUUGGGAAUGGCAUUUGGAUCGACCACGAGUAGUGGUGAAAGCAGCAGUUCCCAGUCACCCAUUGAUGCUUUGGUCCAUGGUAUUGUUCAUUUUGUUCCAUUUGUUUCUAAUCAAGCUGGUAAAAUCACGCAAGAAAUUGGAGGUGUUAUUGGUGGAGCUGUUGGAGGCUUGUUGUUUGGACAAGGGCAAGACAGUUCAAGCAAUGAAAGAUCCACCAGGACAUCAUCUAGAGGAGGGUGCGGCACCCCGUCUGGCGAGAGCUCCGCAGAGCGAAGAUCUGUGUUAGAUCGUCUGAGUCUCGAGAUACAAAUACCGUCCAACUCUACCGAUGACCAUCCGGUUGUUACUCCCGCUGACUUUAGCAAGUUUUUACUUCGUGUGGAUGAUGUUGAUGUAUGGCUGCCCCAAUCUAAGAAAUCGAAGGAAAAGAGACAGAAGGCCCAAUAUAUCGACUUGGAGACGGAGUUCUGCAAUCUAGAACUCAUUGCGGAUGCUCUUGGAAAGAUGAAGAUGAAAGCAAUUGAGAUGAGUGCUGUGUCAAUCGAUGGACAAUCUUCUUCAAAAGACUCAAGUAUCGUGGAAUGGAAACCAGAGGGCAAGACUGGAAGGUAUCUCGAACAAAUGGCGCAAUUGUCAGAGCAAGAAUUCUACAAAGAACUCCAACAUCACGUUUUGUUUUGGUGUGGAACAAGUCGAGGAGGGCAAAAUUUCUAUGGAUCUGAUGUUCCACUUUUCCUAGCUCGUGGGGUGGUUAGGAGGAGUCCUCUAGAGUUUAUCAAUCUCUUGUGGAAUAGCGAUCGAACCUCCGAAUACAAUGACUAUAAUUUGGGAAGAAGUGAUGCUUUGAUUGUUACAGACAAUAUUACCUGCGGUGGAAGCGAUGGCACCAAAGUCGUCAAGAGCAAAACUAAGGUGCCGUUCACGCGCAUGGCGCUCACACUCUCAACCGUCAUGCACGCAAGCAAGCUGGACAGCGAAGAGGGGUAUGUCGUCAUCAGCCGAUCGCUCAACACAGGAUCGGCUGGUCAUCAUGCUUGUGGUGCUUCCAAGAAUAUCCAACCAAACAGCAAGAGUGAAGUCUUGAUGGGAGUAAAUAUCAUGCGGCCUGUUCCAGGAAACCCAAAUCUAACUGAUCUAACAAGCUUGUCGCAAGUCAGCUCCUCCAUGGUACCCCAAUUCUUGGCGGCACGCAUUGGAAUCAUGGGAAUUCAGGACUUUUUCAACAACGUCAGGUAA
Cylindrotheca closterium is the source of this 1752-nucleotide messenger RNA. The record is from the annotation of a GenBank genome assembly. NCBI's taxonomy places the organism in Eukaryota, Bacillariophyta, Bacillariophyceae, Bacillariales, Bacillariaceae.